AUGUCGGAGGAAGGCGCUUGUGACGCGGACGAUCGGGAGUCGAUCCGCGAGCAGUACUUGGCCUACCGGAACAAGGUGAAGGCGUUCCUGGAGGAACCGAUGUUCGAACACCAACCGUCGACACAGGCCUCGGUCGUACCCGACGACGACGACGAUUCCCGUCCGACAAAUCUGCUGCGCGUCGACCGACUGGACAAGUCGGUCACGGCCGACCAACUUUACUCGGCGUUCAGCCGUUACGGCAAAGUGCAGUGGGUCCGCGUGUUUCCGGGCGGCUACAGCUGGACUUCCGGUUCCGUCUACCCUUACCAUUCGGCACGCAUCUGCUUCGAUCGUACCGAGUCCGUCGACCGGGUGUUGGCCGACCACCAAGGUACGGGUUGCACGAUAAAAGGCGUCCUGGUGAACUUCAGCAAGUCCAAACCAGGCCAAUGA
This is a messenger RNA of Macrosiphum euphorbiae (potato aphid), 435 nucleotides long. The record is from the annotation of a GenBank genome assembly. Lineage: Eukaryota; Metazoa; Arthropoda; Insecta; Hemiptera; Aphididae.